Molecule: messenger RNA, 3078 nt
Organism: Eimeria mitis
Lineage: Eukaryota; Apicomplexa; Conoidasida; Eucoccidiorida; Eimeriidae
Exons: 12
Coding region: 1-3078 (1025 amino acids)
Source: RefSeq, a predicted model, not a curated record
AUGGAGACUGCGGGAGCUUUGUUUGGCCAGCUGCUCGCCAUAGGGGCCCUCCCCCUCUCGAUAUCCAUUGCUGACGGAGACACCCACACGCGGAGAAGGCACUCCGGCAUUUCCAAGGUGAUCGGUUUGCCGAAGCAUUUGGUCCCCACUAUGAAGCGUUUCUAUAGUGUAACUGCGAAUGAGAAACAUGCAGGCAGCACGCAUGCGAAUCCAGUUAUGUGUCGUCUAUUCUGCAGCACAUCAGCGACAGGGAGCUGCGACGCCUGCAGCUGCCCAGCCUCCUCGCUCGAAGAUCGAGGAGGAAGUAACGGCUGUGGCAGCAGCAACAGCGAUGCGCUGCCCGUACAGCAGCAAGCCCUUGUAGUACGCGGUGCCGCUUCGCUGGUGCUGCAGCAGUGGGUGCUGCUGGCUGCGGAUGCUCUGCAAUUGCUGCGGCGUCUGCUGCAGCCCGAGAAGCAGCACCAUCGGCGCAACAGCAGUAGCAACAACGCCGAUAAUCACCAGCUUUUGGGGCGGCAGCAACAGCAAGACUCUAGAAGGAAGAGAGUGCGGACAACAGAGGCCCAGAGAGAAGAUGACGGGGAAGAGCAGCAGGAAGAUGCAGACGAGGCAGCAGAUGCAAUUUGGGAGCGAGCAGCGCAACUGCAGCUGCAACAGCAACAAGGGGAGGAAGAAUCUCAGCAGCGUCUUAAACGAUUAGGAAGCGUCUUUGCCACACAUCUGCAGGAGGCAGAGUCCAGUGUGCGAGCCAACAGAGACAGCGCCGGUUUGCUGCUGCAGCGGGGGGCCCCCGACCUGUUCAGCGCUUGCUGGGCUGCUGUAGCCACGCCUCUGCGCUCCGGAAGUACUCGACCGGGGCAGCAGCAGCAGCAGCAAAUCGGAUCACACGAAAGGCUUCUCGCUGCAGCAGGAGAAGCGCAUGCUCCCGGAAUGUCGUGGAGACGCUGGGCGUUCGGAGGCCCUGAGCCUCAUCUCCCUUUCCCCUCAGCAGCAGCAGCUUCCAGUGCAGCAGCAGCUGCAGCAGCAGGAAAAAGUGCCUCCGCAGCAGCAGGUGAAAUAGGAGGAGGAAGAGAAGAAGACCCCGGGGUAGAGUCUGCCGACUUUGCAGACAUGUGGGGGCCCCUGCCAGAGGAAGAGCAGCAGGAAGAGUACGAAGCACCGCAGCAGCAGCAUCAGCAACAGCAGCAGGAAGAAGGUAUGGCGGAAGCUCAGGACAUCUCUGCAGGACCAAAAGCCACUCGAAGAAGAGGCCAGGGCCAUGGAGUGCAGCUGGAUACCAACAUAUCGCGAAACACAGCAAGCAGAACCAGCGGCGACAGGGCUUUUCCAACCCUGCUCAGCAACAGCAGCACCAUGGCAGCCCCUCCACCGCUCUGCAAGGCCGCCAAGUACCUUGCAGCAACAACGGCUGAAGUUCACGAGCUUUACGCAGUUCAUCCCGUUGCAAACCUUUACGAGUGGCUACAGCAGCAGCUCCUCCUCCCUGGAGGCAAGCCAGCUUGGAGCCUGCAGCAAACCCCAGCAGCAGCAGCAGCAGAAGGCCGUAACGCGGUCGCAGGUAUACAUUUGAAUAAGCUGUCGUCUUACCCCGGGCCCCAGCAUUCUGCUGCUGCAGCACAAACAAACGAAGCGCAACAGCAGAGUUCAGGCCGUGGGGGUCCGUGGCCCCGACGAGACUGGGAAGGGGACUUUACACUGUACACAGAAGCCGAAUUGCAGCAGCAGCCGCAGCAACAAGACAGCAGUAGUGGCAGGCGCAGGAGCGGAGAUCUUCUGGGCAGCGGAGAGUACGUAGAAGUGCUGCGAGGCAUCUUUGACAGCAGCAGCAUGCAACAGAGGGCCACACAAACUCGCCUAACCCAAGUGCCACGGGAAUCGGAAGCUUCGAGCACUUCACGGCUGGGGAGUAGCAGGCGGGCUAGCGGCCUGAGUGCCGCCUCGUCGGAGGCAUCUCUGGAGGCGUUAGCCUACGGCGACUUUCCUGACUUUGAGGGCUGCCCCACUGAGUUUAGCGAAGACCAGCAGCAGCAGCAGCAGCAGCAGCACGCUUCGGCAGCUGCUGCAGCAGAGCAGCAGCAGCAACAACAGCAGCAAGAACAGCAACAGCAGCAGAACGAGUCUACGAUUCCGCUGAGUCGGCUGCUGCCGCGAGGCCGCGUUGAUCCCAGGACAGCCUGCUGCACCUUUUCGCAUUUGCUGCUGUUGCACAGACACGGCUCCAUUAGACUGGAGCAGCAGCAACAAGUCCUCACCCCGCCUUCAAACAAGCCUUAUCCGGAGCUCACUCAUCCGGACGUCUCAGGGCACCUAUUCGCUGGCGCGGGAGAGCCAGCGCCGCAGCAGCAGCAACAACAACAGCAAGAGCAGCAACAGCAGCAGAACGAGUCUACGAUUCCGCUGAGUCGGCUGCUGCCGAGAGGCCGCGUUGAUCCCAGGACAGCCUGCUGCACCUUUUCCCAUUUGCUGCUGUUGCACAGGCACGGCUCCAUUAGACUGGAGCAGCAGCAACAAGUCCUCACCCCGCCUUCAAACAAGCCUUAUCCGGAGCUUUUUGUACACGUGACGCAACAGUGGCGCACAGCAGAAGAUGUCGCAGGGGUACAGCAGCCAGACAAGGAGCCACCGCCACAGCAACAGGACGAUGAGCAGCAGCAGCAAGCGCACCCGCAACAGGAGGAACAGCAACAGACCGACAAGCAGCGGCAACAAGGAUCACCCGAUGAAUGCAGGCAAACGGAUGACAAAGAAGUGUCUUCUCUUUCCCGUACACACAAGGAGCCACCGCCACAGCAACAGGAAGACGAGCAGCAGCAGCAAGCGCACCCGCAACGGGAGGAACAGCAACAGACCGACCAGCAGCGGCAACAAGGAUCACCCGAUGAAUGCAGGCAAACGGAUGACAAAGAAGUGUCUUCUCUUUCCUCAGAGCAGAAGCAACAAGAGGGACAGCAGCGGCAGCACGAUGAGGAGCAGCAGCAGCGGCGGCAGCAGAAGCAAACACAAGCAAGGGGGGCUUCUCGGGCCACAGGCCUUACUCUUGGAGCAGCCAGAAGCCGUAAAGCCCCCAGGGCUCCAUGA